AGCUUACUAUAUUUUUGCAAAAUAGAAGACAGAUUCCUGAUUAACAAUGCCUGGCAAAAUCGCUUUGCAACUGGUUUUCCUAUCAGUCGACUAACCUUCAUGUGCAGCAUUGUUUGCUAUUGAUUUCUCAGUCAUGGGACGAAAGGGAGUGUGCUGUUGCUGUGCUGCUUUGCGUCCUCGCUACAAGCGUCUGGUAGAUAACAUAUUUCCUGAAGAUCCAAAAGAUGGUCUUGUUAAAGCUGAUAUGGAGAAGCUGACUUUCUAUGCGGUUUCUGCACCAGAAAAGCUGGAUCGAAUUGGUGCUUACCUAGCAGAGAGACUGAGCAGAGAUGUUGUCAGACAUCGCUAUGGGUAUGUUUUAAUUGCCAUGGAGGCAUUGGACCAACUUCUAAUGGCCUGCCAUUCUCAAAGCAUAAAACCGUUUGUGGAAAGUUUCCUUCAUAUGGUGGCCAAGCUUCUGGAAUCAGGCGAACCAAAGCUGCAAGUUCUUGGAACUAAUUCUUUUGUCAAAUUUGCCAACAUUGAGGAAGACACACCUUCAUAUCACAGACGCUAUGACUUCUUUGUGUCUCGAUUCAGUGCCAUGUGUCAUUCAUGUGACCACGAUCCAGAAAUACAAACCGAGAUCCGAAUUGCUGGAAUCAGGGGCAUUCAGGGAGUGGUUCGAAAAACAGUUAAUGAUGAACUUCGAGCAACUAUAUGGGAACCUCAGCACAUGGACAAGAUAGUACCAUCAUUGCUGUUUAAUAUGCAGAAAAUAGAAGAUAUUGACAGCAGAAUAGGCCCUCCAUCCUCUCCUACAGGAGGAGAGAAAGAGGAAAAUCCUGCUCUGCUGGCCGAGAAUUGUUUCAGGGAACUACUAGGACGAGCAACCUAUGGAAAUAUGAAUAAUGCUGUCAGACCAGUUUUCGCGCAUUUAGACCACCAUAGACUAUGGGAUCCCAAUGAAUUUGCUGUUUCCUGCUUCAAAAUCAUCAUGUAUUCUAUACAGGCACAAUAUUCCCAUCAUGUAAUACAAGAAAUUCUUGGACACCUUGAUGUUCGCAAAAGGGACUCACCACGAGUUCGUGCUGGCAUUAUUCAGGUUCUUUUGGAAGCAGUUGCAAUAGCAGCUAAAGGAUCAAUAGGCCCAACAGUUCUGGAGGUUUUUAAUACCUUGUUGAAGCACUUGCGCAUCAGUGUUGACUUUGAGCUGGGUGAUAGGCGCAGUUCAGCAGGAAGUGCCACUUUCAGCACAAGCUCCAAGGAGAGUGAUGAGAGGAUUGUCCAGAACGCUAUUAUUCAAACAAUUGGAUUUUUUGGAAGCAAUCUCCCAGAUUACCAGAGAUCAGAGAUUAUGAUGUUCAUUAUGGGAAAAGUACCUGUUUUGGGGACAACUUCACAAUCACUGGAUACCAGUCACCUUGGAGAUUUGGGAACUAGGAGGAUUCAAAUCAUGUUAUUGAGAUCUUUACUUAUGGUGACUUCAGGAUACAAAGCAACAACGAUAACUAAUGCACUUCCUCCCCCAUUUCUGGACCCGUUAUUGUCUCCUUCACUCAUGGAAGACUCUGAGCUAAGGCAGCUGGUCUUGGAAAUACUGCAUAAUCUCAUUGAUCGGCAUGACAACAGAGCAAAGCUCAGAGGGAUACGAAUAAUACCAGAUGUUUCUGAUCUAAAGAUAAAACGAGACAAAAUUUCAAGGCAGGAUGUGAGCUUCAUGAAAAAGCAUGGUCAGCAGUUGUACAGACACAUCUACUUAGGCUGUAAAGAAGAAGACAAUGUCCAAAAAAACUUUGAACUACUGUUUACUUCUCUAGCUCUUACUACAAUUGAACUAGCCAAUGAAGAAGUGGUUAUUGACCUCAUUCGAUUAGCUAUUGCUUUGCAGGACAUUGCCAUCAUCAAUGAGGAUAAUCUGCCAAUGUUUAAUCGUUGUGGUGUCAUGGCAUUGGUUGCAGCGUAUCUAAACUUUCUGAGUCAGAUGAUUGCAGUUCCUGCCUUUUGUCAGCAUGUCAGCAAGGUCAUCGAAACUAGAAGUCUGGAAGCAUCUUAUUUUCUACCAGAAACAAUUUUCAAAGACAAAUGCAAUCUUCCAAAAUCCUUAGAGAAGCAUGAAAAAAAUUUAUUUUUCCUGACGAACAAGAUUGCAGAAUCAUUAGGAGGCAGUGGAUACAGUGUGGAAAGAUUGUCAGUUCCAUAUGUACCCCAGGUGACAGAUGAGGACAGACUCUCGAGGAGGAAGAGCAUUGUGGACACGGUAUCUAUUCAGGUGGAUAUUCUGCCUGGCAACAACACAGAGGAUAAGAUUGAUAAUACUGAAGAAAUCACCUUUGAAGCUUUGAAGAAAGCAAUUGAUAACAAUGGACUUGAAGAACAGGAAAAAGAAAAAAGGCGUCUUGUGAUUGAAAAGUUCCAAAAAGCACCAUUUGAAGAAAUCGCAGCACAAUGUGAAACCAAAGCAAACUUGCUUCAUGAUAGACUUGCACAGAUACUGGAACUCACCAUUCGUCCUCCACCUAGCCCCUCAGGAACGAUGACCAUUACUGCUGGACAUGCUCAUUACCAAUCUGUUCCAGUCUAUGAGAUGAAGUUUCCAGAUCUUUGUGUGUAUUAAGUGUCUUCUGAAGUCUGCUGGACAUUAUUUAGAGUAGAAUACAAUAGAAAGAACAAGAUGAGUUUUCAAAUUUUGUUGUUUAUUUCAUCUAAACUAACUUUAAAAUAAUGAUGGACAUGAGCCAAAUACAGAUUACUCUAGCCAAACUCAUGAGACUGUCUUGAGUUGUUUUCUUCUGUAAUAUAUUUGAAGUUAGGUUUUUCAUAUAUCAUAUUUCUUCAUUUUCAUAUUUGAGUACAUGUAAAAAUCAAAUUUAAAACUUGUCUUGCCAUAUAGGUGAAUAUUUCAGUUACUGUAGGAAUUUGUAUUUCUGUAAAUUGCUUUCAUUUGAGGCAUUGUGACUGAAGAACCUGUUAAAGCUUUUUUCUCUUUUUUUGUUUGGAUGGUUUUUUUCCUCCUUUCCACCUCAAUUAUAUAUCUGAAUAGAAUGCUUUUGGCUUGCUUCAUCUUAUUAAAUGUAACCAGUGGAGCGCUACCUUAGCUCCCUUUUGUUCAUGCUGUCAUAGCUCGUCAACUUGUUUAUUUUGGAAUAUAUGGAAGAAAACAAUACCUUACAUGUGUUCAUGUACAGUAAAUGAAUUAAUGGACACUUGUUAAGUAUUUUUUUGAUGCAUCACAUAACAUGCGUUUUAGGUAUAUACGCCCAGUAUAUUUCCUGUGUUUCUUGCUAAAAGUUAACUGCUUUGCAUAAGAGGAGAAAUCUCCUCCUGAAGCACUGAAUUGUGCAAUAUUUUUCAUGUCUUAAGGUGUAUGGUUUACAGACUGUACUUUUGAAAACACGGUAGUAUUUUACUGUCUGCUUUAGUAUAAAUACACGAGAGAUAUAUUUAGUAUAGCAGAAAAUAAACUGAGGGCAUUUUAAAUCAUAAAUACAGAAAUUACAAAUAUAUUCUAUAAGGUAUUUCUCUGUAGUUUAUUACAGCUUUUUAAUGAUAUUUUAGAAAUUGAAAGAAAACUGGAUGAAACCAUUUAAAGACCAAGAAUUUAUUACAUAUGUUUUCAAGCAAAAGCAUUUUUAGAGAUGCAUCUCUGUGUUUGUUUUUGUUUCAUUUCUCAAACCUUUCUAGAAAUAAGGAAAAUAUGGUAACUUUCAUAGGUUUAUGUAUCUGAGUAUACUAUUCAAAUGUAAAUAAAGUAAAACUGGUAUAGUAAAUCACUGACCUUUUGAUGAUAAUUGUCAAGGCUGUCUUUAUGACUCACUAAAUUCUGCAGGCAAAAAGAAAGAACAGCUUUCGUUGAUGCCAUGAAUAGUAAGUUUGAAGUCCCUUAAUCUAUCUGAAUCUGACCGAAGCAGCACAAACAUGAAUGAAUGUUCUCAAAUAUCUAUAAUAAAUGUAAGACAUUUAAGUUAGCCAGCAGUUCAGAUAAACAGUGAUCAGGCCACGAACAAAGUGGUCUAACUUCAGUUAGCCCUGCUUUGAGCAGGAGCUUGCUUUAGAUGACCUUCAGAAGUCCCAAUCUAAAUUAAUCUAUGAUUGCAUAAUUCUAAGAUCUGAGUGGUUAUCAGGCCAGCUAAUUUGCUGACUGUUUCGAGCAUUUGCAAACCCACUGUAAAAAGGAUUUUAAGUUUUUUGAACUGUAGUACAGUAUUCCACUGCACUACUUUUAAAAGCCUCAUGUGACAUAACAUCAGAGAAAUAUCAGGUACUUAAACCUAUGAGAUAGCAUGCUGAGACUUUCAGAAAGCAUUCACAAAACUCAAAAGGUAAUUGAGACCUUCUUUUCAGUUUAACAGUGCAAUCACAGCUGUUAGUGGAUGACGAAACAGCCCCUUAUCUACAGCAUUC
Gymnogyps californianus (California condor) is the source of this 4383-nucleotide messenger RNA. RefSeq names its product EFR3 homolog A (gene EFR3A). Bases 134 to 2596 code for a protein of 820 amino acids. The record is from RefSeq and is a predicted model, not a curated record. The transcript is spliced from 24 exons. Gene Ontology annotation, biological process: protein localization to plasma membrane. Lineage: Eukaryota; Metazoa; Chordata; Aves; Accipitriformes; Cathartidae. Gene Ontology annotation, cellular component: plasma membrane.